Fomitiporia mediterranea MF3/22 is the source of this 4787-nucleotide messenger RNA. RefSeq lists its product as uncharacterized. The record is from RefSeq and is a predicted model, not a curated record. The coding region runs from base 302 to 4744 and encodes 1480 amino acids. The transcript has 10 exons. Lineage: Eukaryota; Fungi; Basidiomycota; Agaricomycetes; Hymenochaetales; Hymenochaetaceae.
CAGGAGACGCCCGUACUCAAGCUAGGGAUAGGCGCCCAUAAGUGUCCUCAUUCCCUUCCUGUUACCUCAACUUGACAUGUCCGGAUAAUGGAAGAUUGGACAUGUGUUGAUUGCUACUGUUUUUGUAUCCUGAAAUUCGUUUCUUAUCACAGCAUGUGCGUUCUGGGUCGUGCACUCUGAGUCGAAAGAUGCUUCUGCAUCGAUGUGUCUUAUUUUAAAUGUUGACACGAGGUACUAGUCAAGGCAAUAUAAGGAGGUAGAACGACAUGGGCACACCGCUACUCUGCUGCGCCUUUACACCAUGGACGCGAAGAACGUUAUCCUUGACAUAAGGAAUAGGUACAAAGUCGAUGAGGAUUUGCCAUCCGAUUUGCUGGAAAUCACGGAGCAGGCACUUGAGUUGCUGUCUGAGCAGCUAUACAGCACAGACACGCAUUUUAUCAUGGAGUUCGUCCAGAAUGCAGAUGACAACGAGUACGAAAAGGGUAUAGAACCAACACUACGCAUACUUGCGGAUAAGACUAGCAUGACGCUGUCUUGUAAUGAGAAGGGGUUCUACGAGAAGAAUGUACGCGCCAUAUGCAAAAUUGGUGGUAGUACGAAAAAGAAUAAUCCAGGAUUCAUUGGUGAGAAGGGAAUAGGGUUCAAGUCUGUCUUCAAAGUCGCGGAUAUAGUGAAUGUCGCCUCUGGACCCUUUACCUUCAAGUUUGAUCGGUCGAAGCGACUCGGAAUGAUCACACCUAUAUGGGACCCCUCAGUUGUUGCGGACCAUGGCUGGACGACUUUCUACCUGGAUCUCUCGCGGUCUCCUGGUUCCGGUACUGCUAUCGGAGUUAAGCUCGACGAAAUCAAGCCUUCGUUACUGCUUUUCCUGAGAAAGCUUCGAGCAAUUGAAGUCGACAUUAGGACUGGUAGUCCUCGGCAGGUCGAGAUCAAGCGUAGAGAUCUUAAUUCCGAUUUAGUCCAGCUCACUCGUAUUGCCAACGGGACUAUUCUCAAUAAGAAUACUUAUUUCGUGGUGCGACAAUGUGUCGACAUGUCUAGUGUGCGUGAUGACAGGCGGAAAGACAUUAAAGAGACAGAGGUUGUGCUUGCGUUCCCGGUCGAUGAUGAACACCUGCCUCAAAUUUUCGCACAAGACGUUCACGCUUUCUUGCCAGUGCGGGAUUUCGGCUUUAAAUUUGUUAUCAACGGAGAUUUUCUUACAUCCUCGAGUAGGGAAGAUGUGCUCCACGAUUCACCUUGGAACCAGAAUAUCCGUAGGGCUAUCAUACAGACUUUCAUCACAGCUGUCAGAGCAUUCCAAACGCAGGGUACUUUGCAAGACCUUUGGAUUCGCUUCUUGCCAUCAGGGAUUGUCGGUUCUUUCUUCAAGGCUGUUGAACGUGAUCUCCUUAGGGAUCUUCGAGAAAUGAAUGUUGUACGAGAUAGCAGUGGUGCUGUCCGACGGCCAUGCCAAGUUCUGUCUGUUCCAUCGACAUUUCGCUAUGAUUUCACACCACUGGUCCCAGCAAGGUUCAUGGAGCGAUCCGGCUUUUAUUAUCUAUCAGAUAAUUACGACAUGUUGGCUGACGGUCCUAUUCUUAAGCAGCUGGGGGUACGUGAAAUGACUGUAGAUGACCUUCUGACCGGUCUCCAAGCCAUGUCUUCGAAUCACUUUAUGGCGCACAAUAACAGGUGGCAUGAUGCUGUCUGCUCGCAAUUAUUACAUGUUGCGAAACGAAACAAGAAACUCCAGGGGCUUAAGAUUCUGCCCCUUGACGAUGGAUCGUGGGCGGCUACGCAUAAAGCUGGCAACUUCGUCUUCGAUUGCGACAUGCAAGGAAUACCAGCCCAUAUUGACUUGCGCCGGAUCCAUUCCUGUGUCUGCCCGUCUUCAUCACCCACACGACAUACACUUUUCCGUCACCUUGGAGUGGGCCAGGCUGAUCCAGUCUUCAUAGCAGAGAAGAUACUCAGCUAUCAGGGACGUCUGCCAGUCCAGGCACACAUCACGAACGCAAAAUUCUUCUUUAUGUACCAUUAUUCAAACCUACCAUCUCCAGCUGGACGUCUCAGAUUUGCUGAUGAGCAAGGGAAUACGGAUACUAGUGAUGUACUUUAUCUGGACUUACCCAGCGAUCAGGGCAGAUUACGGCAAGCCCUGCCAUCUUCUGCUCGAUUCAUCCAUCCUGAAUAUAUGCUCCAAUAUUGUGCGAAGGAACGAGACGAAUGGCUUUCCUGGCUUCAAUCCUCAGUUCGACUCAACCUAGCUCCUCGCAUUGUAAACGAUUGCCUUUCUCCAGAAUUCGAAGAAAUGUCACAACGGUUGAGCUUGAGCGAGUUCUUGGACGCCCUCAGAUAUUUUUGGCCUCGAUUGUCAACGAAAUCGCCGUUCUCUUGGUUGGGCAAACUGGGGUCCAUGACUGUCAAAAUGGAUAAUAAUAGUGAUUACAGGUUGAACUCCACCUUCCUGAAGCGCAGAGUUUUGGCUCAGCAUCCUGAGUUACCUUUCCUACCGGUAUCCGAUCCCGAAUCUCGGGGUUGGGACUUUCUUGGUCGAGUCGGAGUAACAAUCGCGGCAGAUACCUCAUUCUACGUCAAAUUGCUUAUUCAUCACCAACUCCAGGGACUAGACGACCAGAAAACCAUUAAGAACAUCUACAAGCAACUUGACGCUCGUUUCUACGAAGACACAGAACGGAUCCGGGACGCAUUUAACCGCCACCCUCUUGUCUUUGCCGCCAACUUUAGCAACUCGAGCAAGGGACAGGCUGUAGCCUGGCUGAAUCUGUCGGAAGUUUAUUGGGACGGUCCAUCAUCCAUGACGUCCAAAAUUGCACUACGUUCACUAUAUCCCGACUUAAGGGAGUUCUUCCAGGAGAAGCUUGGUUUACCGAAUGCGCCACCCGAAGUUCUUGUUGAUGAACUGAAGACCAUUUCUAGGGAGUGGUUGGAUAAGGCCAUAACGAACGAUGUGCAUCGGCUGGUAACUUUCAUGCUGAUCGACCUUGCAAGGUUGCUGAAGGCCAAUCGAUUGGAUUACAAUAACGUACACCAUUUAUUGCAAGAGUCCAUGAUCUUCCCAUCCACUAGCUCACUGCCCGGAAUCAAGCUGCAGAAACUUGCAGACAUUUUUAUUCCGGACCAUUCGGGCUUUUACACCGGUCUCUUUCGGGGCAAGGCUCCUAUCUUGGAGCUGGCGUCCUCGGAAAAGGGAGCUGAGCUGGCAAGGAUCACAUAUCUGUUGGAGCUGGCGAAAUCUGAGGGUUUGGCACGUUAUCUGCAAUGCUCCCUCGACCAUCAAGUGGUGUCCAUCGGGGAUCGUGAACUCGAUGAGCAACUCACUGCUGCAUAUACUAGCAAAUACAGGUUUUUCGAAAGGUUGGUCUAUAGUACAUCCUUGCAACAACCUUCGCAAUAUCAACUUGAAGGGCUUUCCAAGGUGCAAGAGAUGCGCAUCUACAUGGUCAAUAGCAUUACCUCUACGUUCACUCUGGACAAUGUUGCUCCCAUUACUACCGACUCCGAGCUAUUGCACGUUGACGAAGAAGACUCUUUUAUACGUGUCCUCAUCAGCAGAAAGGCUUGCAAUGGCCUAGGAGCUUCCAGUCGAGCACACCGCAGUGUAUGCAAGCGUUUAAGUGGAUUACUUAAUUGCAAGUAUGAGAAGCUUCUGCUCUGCAUGAAACUGGAAGCUUUCGAUCUAGACGAAUACUUCCAAGAAGAAGGCAUUGACAAAGUUACCUCCGAUGCAGCCCAAGACAACGAUUCAUGGAUGACCUCCAACCCGACUCGUGUUGUGUCAACAUCCAAGGCAGUCAAGUCUCUGGUCAAACAGAGCAAUCGUUAUCAACCCACCAAAACUACUGGACUAUCUAUGGAAGUAAAUAAUGUAGCAUUCGAGCGCUCAAUACAGGGGCAAGAUAUACAGAAGGAGAUAGAUGAUAUUCUGGGAUGUUUUUCUGAAUUGUCGAUUUCGUCUGCCCGUGUUGUUGGCCUAAGGCCUUCCUCAAUGCAUGCAUUGCAAAGUACUUCCGAAUAUGUUUCGACAGAGUCUUGCCAGUUAGCCGCGCAUGUGUCUAACAAGGUUGUGGCAAGUGUACAGAAUUCAAGGAGUUCACUUCCAGUUACAUCCGGGACUUCCGAAUCAACCAGAAAUCUCGAUUUGUCUACAGACGCGUCUCAUUCCAUACUGUUUGAGUCUAUCGGUGGAUCGAGUUCACCGUUGAGGAUGUUCUUGUCUCCUGAGCCGUCACAGUUCCAACAGAUGAACGGCGUCCUUGGAGAACGAUAUGUAUAUGAGCUGCUUUUGAAUAUGAUCGGUCCCACAUUUGGUCCUGAUAAUUGGACUAGCGAACUUCGCGGUCUUAACCCUGGAUUCGAUGGAUUUGAAGGACCGAGCAUUGCAGAUUUUAGAUUUGAAGACCAAUAUGGAAUCUUGACAGAGCUUCUAUUCAAGGGCGAACCUGAGAUGUUUAGUGAAGAAUGGUAUCCUACAUAUCAUAUUGAAGUGAAAUCGACAUCAAGUGGUUCACAUGAGCCAUUCCAUCUGAGUAAACGACAGUUUGAUACGGCCUUGAGGUACUCACGUAUUGCGAAUGGGAAUAAAUUCAUGCGAGACAUUUAUGUGAUCAUACGUGUCUGGAACAUCAGGAGACCAACGGCGAAUAAUUAUGCAAUAUACGUGGACCCGCUUUGUUGCAUGCUAGACGGUCGUCUGAAGGUUGUGUCUAAUCUUGAGAUGAUGAUGGGCGAUGAUUAGUACAGUGUCAUAGUGAAGUCUUUUUUGUUACGGAGAUGCAAUU